Messenger RNA from Oncorhynchus tshawytscha (Chinook salmon), 1894 nucleotides. Its product is annotated as regulator of G-protein signaling 17. NCBI's taxonomy places the organism in Eukaryota, Metazoa, Chordata, Actinopteri, Salmoniformes, Salmonidae. The record is from RefSeq and is a predicted model, not a curated record. Bases 458 to 1084 code for a protein of 208 amino acids. The transcript has 6 exons.
CAGCAGCACGCUUGCGCAGUAUGUCCACUGGCUCGGAGUCGGUGCUGAAGUUGGGCGGAUGGAAGAAAAACACCGCCGAUGGAGAUUAUAAGGCAGGAUGCAUCUUUACUGUGCGAUUUAACAAUCAUCAACAUAAAACACGUAUAAAUGAACCACUACAGAAUACUGACAACCAGAAUUAAAAGGAUGGUAUAUUUUUGCUCCCCUUGCACGCAACACUGCAAAUGGUCCACCCACUGAGUCCCUGAGCUCUGCUGAGACCCAGGGUGGAGACUGCUGUCCUCCUCAUCCCUCCUCACCACCUGGCCCUCCAUCAGUGAUGGUGAGAACAACAAUACUACUCUGUAGACACACCCUAGUGCUUUACUUCUGAACCCACCCAAGUUCAACCAACCAUUUACCUCAGCGCCAUGACUCUCCUGCCGUGUCUGUCUGUGGAAACAACGGACUAAUUCUCAUGCCCCGAAGUUUAAGCGGAGUUGACAUGAGAAAACGGCAGCAGCCACACAUUGAAGGACGUCCCCAGGCGCCUGGCCACCCACGACCCAACAACUGCUGCAUGUGCUGGUGUGGUUGUUGUAAAUGCCUCUGGAAUGAGGACCUCAUGGAGGGUUCCGAACGGACAUGCACUAAAAUGGAUAGUAUUGAAGCCACGGAAGAGCAGCAACCCACUCUAGACGAGGUGGUGGCCUGGGCCCGUAGCUUCGAGCUGGUGAUGCGCUCCUCAGAAGGCAGGGAGAUUUUCCGAGAAUUUCUGCGCUCUGAGUACAGCGAAGAGAACCUGUUGUUCUGGCUGGCCUGUGAGGAGCUGAAGAAGGAGACGGACCCGACAGCGAUCGAUGAGAAAGCCAGGAUCAUCUAUGAGGACUACGUCUCCAUUCUAUCACCGAAAGAGGUGAGCCUAGAUUCACGGGUGAGGGAAGGCAUCAACCUGAGCCUGGCGGAGCCUAACAACGUGAUGUACGAGGAAGCCCAGCUGCAGAUCUACACCCUGAUGCACAGAGACUCCUACCCCCGUUUCCUCAACUCUUCUGUUUACAGAGACCUUCUGGACAGCAAGAGAAGCUCCUGCCUAGACACCUAAAGUAACCCACCCCCCAACAAACAAAACAGAAAGACAAUCAGGUGCCAGAACUGGGUUAGAUAUUUUCCUUUUUUGAAAACCAGAAAAUAAUGAAUAGUUUAAGCAAUUUCAAUUGUCUGCUCGCAGGUGGCCCUGAGGGUUAGUUCCUGGUUUAACUGCAGAUAAGAGCUCCUCAGACUACUGUUACAAAGACAAACAAAAGGAAGGGUAGACCCAUUGUUCCUGUACUGUACUUUUGAGAGUUCUCCUUUUGCUCGGUCUCUUUCAUUCUCUCUCUUGGUCUCUGUUUUUCUCUCUCAAAUUCUGUCCCAUGCCUCAGACUUUUUACAGUACAAAAACAAUGCCCUUUUUAAGAUAGCUGUAGAGUUGACUGGUGAGCAGGAAAAUCACUGACUUUGCAUGUGACACGGUAAUGGAAUUAGCUCUACACUGGCUUGGGAUGUUAGCAGUGGACAGCAAAGGUUCUUGAAUAUGAGAUGUAUUUUCUUCUGUUCUAGGGAUUUCCCUGUCAAGCUCUUGAUGUUUUAUGUGAAGGGAAUAUCAAUAUUUGCCAAUUAGCUUGCAGUUGUUGAUUUUGAGAAGGUUGAAAGUUUUAUAGCAGUGUUAAUUUCCAAGCACUUGCCUUCUUUACAACUCUAAAAGAGAAGGAGGCUUGGAAUUGUGGUCGGGCAGCUAAAUAUCUAAUGAACAUGACUUUCCACGGGAAAUCACAAUGCCUUGACGAGAAAAAGGCGGCACAAGCGCUGCUUGUUAUGGUAACAACCACAGUUUAGUAAACACAGUACAGUUCUACCUGUCUUUCCCUCACCA